AUGAUGCGCGAGAUCUUCGACACGUUCUUAACGGACCCAGUCCUCUUGUCGGAAGACGUGUACGUGCUCUGGCUCGAGGGCCAGAACGCAACAAGCGCUCUGGACGUCCGGUUCCGGUCGUAUGGACCAUCGCCUGUGUCGUCCGACAGCCUGCCGGAUGACCGCGACGACGAGCUGCGCGACCUCAUUUGGAGGGACACGGUCGACCAGUAUCGUCUCUUUGAGAAGCUCGAGUCGUAUUUCAUGCACCCAAAGCUCCUUCGCACGCAGCUCCUCUUCCAGAUCCCAGCGUGGCAGCAACAAGAGAUGACGGAGAAGUACUACGGCCUCGACGGGCCCGUCGUGCGUCGCCUCGUCGGAAAAAAGCUCACGUCAAAAGCGCAGAAAGACCUCGAUGAAGUCAGCGAGCAGUCGUUUAGGACGCUCAAGAAUUGUCGGCGCCAGUUUGAGAACCUCCGGCGCGUCUACGCCAUGCUCGAAGAGAAGAACUUUCAGGGCUGUAUUGCACGUGCCAUCAGCGAUCAUUUUCUCAUUUCAGAUCGCCUUGCCGCGAAGUACGCCGGCAUCGUCUUUCUUGUCCACGGGCGUUUUGAAGUGCACAUGACGCACAAGACGGUCGGUUUCCUGACAUGGUCAGAUCUGCAGUUCUUUGCAGCGCUGCUCAUGGGUCACUGGGUCACGCCAUCCACGAAGCGCCACUUGGGCCCCACCAAGCUCGCAUGUAAGACGCUCUCGGCGUCCAUUGCGGUCCUUGCCGAAGGGUCUGCGCUGCAUUGUGACACGACCGAAACUGACUGGCCGUCGCUCUCGCACCUUGAGACGAAAGUGACGCCAAUGAGCGCUCGUUACUGCGUCGGUGUCGACCUUAACCAACGCAUGACGAAUGCGCUUCGGGACCUCAAAGCGCACUUUCUCAACGACGUAGAGACUCUGACCGAGUACCGCAAUAUCGUCAUGCUUGAGCUUCAAGCCAAAUUGCAACCAGAGCAACUCGACCACCUUGGCCUGAAGAUGCUACCGAUAGCGCGCGGGCUGCUCACGAUUGGCGCUGGGCUCUCGCAGCCAAAAGAACUCAAGGAUCUCAUCGAAGACCUAGUGGACGCCGCUGGGCACGUGUUUAAGGAUUCGAAGCUGCGUCUGACCGAUAUUGAUUUGGUGUUCUCGGCGCUUAUUGAUUCAUUGAGUGCUAUCGACGUGUGGUACCUCAACGCAGACGAGACGCGUUUGCUCUUGCUUGCGAGCUGGGAGCUCUUUCUCAGCGUUGUUCGUGGCGUGCUCGUUACCAUUUACGACAGACUCUGA
Saprolegnia parasitica CBS 223.65 is the source of this 1302-nucleotide messenger RNA. RefSeq lists its product as hypothetical. NCBI's taxonomy places the organism in Eukaryota, Oomycota, Saprolegniomycetes, Saprolegniales, Saprolegniaceae. Bases 1 to 1302 code for a protein of 433 amino acids. The record is from RefSeq and is a predicted model, not a curated record. The transcript has 8 exons. Gene Ontology annotation, cellular component: nucleus.